UGCACAUGAAAACAGUCUCGCUGUGUGAUCACUGUACUUUCUCUUUUGACAGAUGUCAGACUGUGGCGCAUGAAACGAGCCUUUAACUGCGCUUUAACUUCGACUCGCUGACACUCCCCGAUUCCUUGCGGGCGUUGUUGCUCUGACACCGGCGCUCUUGCACAACUUUGGGAAGUAUGUGGAUGUGUUGCUGAGAGCUGAGAAGGAAUGUGCACAUUUGGUAGCUUUUCCUCCUGCGUGUGGAUUUUUUGCACUCGGAAUAGUGUCGUGACUUCGGCCACAGCGUGCGGUGUCCAUCUGUGUUAUCGGGGGGGUUAUCCUAAGCUUUGCAAAUCGACAGCGAGCAUGCAGCAUGAUGUGGAGCUGCACCUCUGCCUGUUACGCACUGUUUACCUGUGUUGAAGCCGAGCGAGGUUGCACGUCGUGCCUGUGCUGUGGCUCCAUGGGUAACCGCCGCGCGUAACGCUGGCUCUCCAUGGAGUUCUGGUGGAGACGCCGCUCAUCACAACCAACACUUUAAAAGACAGUGACUGACACUUGAAACAAGAUGAGUCAAGAUCAGGACGGAAUCUCUUUACAGGUGCCUUGCAUCGGUGCUUGCCCCGCCAGAGAGAGCCUCGGCGGUGAAAGCACCACCAUCAGCGGCGGCGGUUGUGGAGGUGGAGGCACCUCUGGUAUUCCUGCAGCCGGGACUUUCUGGCAGGACUCGGUGCUCGCAGGCGGGGGUCUCAGCCCGACCGCCGUGAGCUGCUCAUUGGACGGGGGUGGCUUGCUGUCUACGGGGAAGUCAUGCAAAAACAGGCCGGUGACAGUAGCUUAUGUGGUGAACUGCGAGGUGAGCCUGCAGAAUAACGUGGAGAGCAUGGCGCUGCAGUGCCUGAAGGACGCCUGUGAUGCGGUGGGCAGCAAGCUGGAGGCGGUGAACUUUGGGAAACUGGACUUUGGGGAGACCAUGGUGCUGGACAGCUUCUAUAACGCAGACAUAGCCGUGGUGGAGAUGACGGACGCCUUUCGUCAGCCCUCGCUCUUCUACCACCUCGGAGUCAGAGAGAGCUUCAGCAUGGCCAACAACAUCAUCCUGUACUGCGACACUAACUCCGACUCCCUCCAGUCCCUGCAGGAGAUAAUUUGCCAGAAGAACACUACAUGCUCAGCCAACUACACCUUCAUCCCGUACAUGGUGACGCCACACAACAAGGUGUACUCCUGCGAGGGUAGCCUGAUGAAGGGCCUGACCGAGCUGAUGCAGCCCAGCUUUGAAAUGCUGCUGGGGCCCAUCUGCAUGCCCCUGCUGGACCGCUUCAUCCAGGUGCUCAAAGUGUCACAAGCCAACUCCCAUCAGUAUUUUCGUGAGACGAUUCUGAAUGAGAUCCGUAAAGCUCGAGAGUUGUACACCGGCAUGGAGCUGGCCACCGAGCUCAGCCGAAUCCAACAUCGGCUGGACAACGUGGAGUGCCUUUCAGUCGACAUCGUCAUCAACCUGCUGCUGACGUACAGGGAUAUCCAGGAUUAUGAGUCCGUCGUGAAGCUGGUGGAGACUCUGGAGAAGCUUCCGACCUUUGACCCCGUGGCUCAUCCACAUGUGAAGUUCCACUACGCCUUUGCACUGAAUCGGAGGAACCUGCCGGGCGACAGACAGAAAGCCCUGGACAUCAUGCUGCCUCUGGUGAAGGGCGAUGAGCAGGUGGCUUCGGAUAUCUACUGCCUGGUGGGACGGAUCUAUAAGGACAUAUUCCUGGAGUCUCACUUCACCGACACGCAGAGCAGAGACAGCGGCACACAGUGGUUUAAAAAGGGGUUUGAGUCAGAGCCAACACUACACUCCGGUAUCAACUACGCUGUUCUCCUCCUGGCAGCCGGACACCAGUUUGACACGUCUUUUGAGCUUCGCAAAGUUGGGGUGAAGCUGAGCAGCCUGCUGGGUAAAAAAGGCAGCCUGGACAAGCUGCAGAGCUACUGGGAUGUGGGCUUCUUCCUGGGCGCCAGCAUCUUGGCCUGCGACAACACCAGGGUCAUCCAGGCCUCGGAGAAACUCUUCAAACUCAAAGCCCCCAUCUGGUAUCUGCGCUCGCUGGUGGAGACCAUCCUGAUCUACCAGCACUUCAAGAAGCCAGGCAUGGAGCAACCAGCACCCAAACAGGAGCUGGUGGACUUCUGGAUGGACUUUCUGGUGGAGGCAACGAAAAAGGACGUCUCCUCAGUGCGAUUCCCUGUGCUGAUAUUGGAGCCCACUAAAGUGUACCAGCCUUCAUAUUUGUCCAUAAACAAAGACGUGGAUGACAAUACAGUGUCUAUCUGGCACGUCGCCUCUGAUGACAAGAACAAGGGGAUCCAUGAGUGGAACUUCAGUGCCACGUCUGUACGAGGUGUCAGCAUCUCCAAGUUUGACGAGCGCAGUGCCUUCCUCUACGUCCUUCACAAUGCAGAGGACUUCCAGAUCUACUUCUGUACAGAGAUGCACUGUAAAAGAUUCUGUGAUCUGGUCAACAGCAUAACAGAGGAGGCCUGGAAAGGUCCAGAGGAGGGAGACUGUGACACUGAAGCCUUAGAGUACGACUAUGAGUACGACGAGCAUGGAGAGAGGGUGGUUCUGGGAAAAGGCACAUUCGGGGUGGUGUACGCGGGCCGAGACCUCAGCAACCAGGUCCGCCUGGCCAUCAAAGAGAUACCUGAGAGAGACAGCAGGUAUUCUCAGCCCCUACACGAGGAGAUCGCUCUCCACAAACACCUGAAGCACAAGAACAUCGUCCAAUACCUUGGCUCCAUCAGCGAGAACGGCUUCAUCAAGAUCUUCAUGGAGCAGGUGCCUGGAGGGAGUCUGUCUGCACUGCUGAGGUCCAAGUGGGGACCCCUGAAAAACAACGAGCCAACCAUCGGCUUCUACACACGGCAGAUCCUGGAGGGACUCAAAUACCUACACGACAAUCAGAUAGCACACCGAGACAUCAAGGGUGACAACGUUCUCAUCAACACCUACAGCGGCGUCCUAAAGAUAUCAGAUUUCGGCACGUCCAAGAGGUUGGCCGGGAUCAACCCCUGCACUGAGACUUUCACAGGCACACUACAGUACAUGGCUCCUGAGAUUAUAGACAAAGGUCCACGGGGCUACGGCAAGCCAGCUGACAUCUGGUCUCUGGGCUGCACCAUCAUAGAGAUGGCGACUGGGAAACCACCUUUCUAUGAACUGGGAGAACCACAGGCUGCCAUGUUCAAGGUGGGCAUGUUUAAAAUCCACCCAGAGAUCCCAGAGUCCAUGUCGCCAGAAGCCAAGGCUUUCAUCCUGCGCUGCUUCGAGCCAGACCCGGACCACCGAGCCACGGCCUUUGACCUGCUCACAGACGAGUUCCUCACCGUCACCAGCCGCAAGAGGAAGACUAAGGGUAGCUUCACAGCUCUGUCUCCAGGGACAGAGUACCUUCGCAGUAUCUCCCUGCCGGUGCCGGUGGUGGUGGAGGACACAAGCAGCAGUAGUGAGUAUGGCUCUGUCUCCCCUGACAACGACCUCAACACCAACCCCUUCAUCUUCAAGCCCAGCGUCAAGUGCUACAGCGAGAGGGAUGUCAAGGGGCCCAGGUCCCUCUUCCUCAGCAUUCCAGUGGAAAACUUCGAGGACCACAGCGCUCCUCCGUCUCCCGAUGAGAAGGAUUCUGGCUUCUUCAUGUUGCGGAAGGACAGCGAGAGGCGAGCCACCCUGCACCACAUCCUGACCGAGGACAGGGACAAGGUGGUGACCAACCUGAUGGAGGCCCUCACACAGGGUUCGGAGGAAAUGAAGCUGAAGCGUCAGCAUAUCUCUACUCUGGUGGUGAGUUUGGCCGACUUUGUUCGCAUGGCCGACAGGAAGAUCAUCUCCAACACGCUGUCCCAACUCAAGCUGGAGCUGGACUUCGACAGCACCGCCAUCAGUCAGCUGCAGGUCCUUCUGUUUGGCUUCCAAGAUGCUGUAAACAAAGUGCUGCGAAACCACAACAUCAAGCCUCACUGGAUGUUCGCCCUGGACAACAUCAUCCGCAAAGCUGUGCAGACCGCUAUCACAAUCCUGGUGCCAGAGCUGAGGCCUCACUUCAGCCUGGCCUCAGAAAGCGACGCAGCUGACCAGGAGGACGUCGACGAUGACGGCGAGCCCGAGAGAAACUCCACCCACCAGAGCGGUGCGCCUCCCGUCGCCACUCACGACGACACGGUGGCCACGUCGGGGGUCAGCACCCUCAGCUCCACAGUGUCACACGAGUCCCACAAUGCACAGCGCUCUAUAAGCAUGGAGCUGGGCAGGAUGAAGCUGGAGACCACUAGGCUACUGGAACAGCUGCUGGAGAAGGAGAGAGAGUACCAGGCCAUCCUCCAACAAGUGCUGGAGGAGAGAGACCAGGAGAUCAGACUACUGAGGCUGCGAUCUGAGCCCGCAGCAGACACCCCCGUGUCAUCAAGCAGCCUGGAGGGACAGACGAGUCAACCUGCAGAGUUACACGAAGACCCGGAGCUGAGCAGCUGGCUGAGGCUUUACGGUGCUGACCAGGACUCCAUAGACAGGAUACUCAGAGAGGAGUAUACACUGAAUGACAUCCUCCAUGAUGUAACAAGAGACGAUCUCAAGAGUUUAACCCUGAGAGGUGGAAUCCUGUGUAAACUAUGGAAGGCCAUCACAGACUACAGGCAGAAGCCAACCUGAGGCCUUGAGCUGAGGAAAACCACUCAGAAAAGCCAGGACCUUUGUCCCAACAACUCAGUAUUCUCCUCUUUACCUCAGUAUUUAUAAGAGCAAGACUUUUAGGAGAAGAACCUGUGUUUGCCACGCACACUGUGCAGCUUUCCAACCACGCAAGAAAAUCCUGGACUGUUUUUUUUUUUGGAAAGAAAUGUGGCAAAAAAAAGGUCAUUUGAAAGCAAGAAUCACUGAGAAGUGCCACUAGUUUUGUUAUGCCUGAUGGACACAACACCGCUUUUUGUUACAGGUUAAAAAUGACAAGUAGUGAGAAAAUUCAAAACAAUCUUUGAAAUCUUUGAAACUGUCAAAACAUUUUCUCCUGUCUUUACGAGAUGUAAUGUUUACAAAAACCGGUGACUGACCGUUUUCUAACACAAGCCUGAGAUACAAAAUAAAAUACUACAUUCAAAAAGAAAAAGGAAAUUUUGUUCUUACAUCUGUACUAAUGUUUUUAUUUUAGGCAUCUUAUCACUACUUUUAUUUAAAUAUAUUUUUUAAUUUAAUUCUUAUGGGAAUCUGAAGGAUGUCAAUGCAUGCCCUGUUUUUUUGCUGUUUUUUUUUUUGUUUGUUUUUUUUUAAUCUGUACUGAGACUUAUUUAAAUUGUCUAUGCUUUUUUUCCCACAUUUCCUUUUAUAAUACGAAUCUACAUUUUUAUUUUUCAGAAACAUGUAAAUAUUGUGUUAUAGAAUUCUAUGUUAAAUGACAUUUAUGUACUUUUAAAAAAAAUACAUAGAUUAAACAUAAUUAAAUAGUCUCCAUAUGGUUCAGACUGACUUGAUAAUGAAUACGCGUGAAAAUGAAUUGUAUAGUAUUGUGUCAUUUCAUAGGACAUAAUAUUCAUUUAUCAAUUAAUUUUACAUCAGAUCAUUUGCUCCGUUUAUAUUGUUGUACACUGACUAAAAUUUGUUUUCUUGUUUGAGAAGUUUUUCUUGUGUAGAUAUGAUCAUUCAAUCAGAUGUAUGUUGUGAUGAAAAUUUGAAAUGCAAACAAAUUUCAUACAGACGCCUUGACCUUUUUUUAUUUUAAACCAUGAUGUCAGAAAUAGGGGAAAUAAUCAUGAGCAGUGUGUCCGUAUUGUUUCAUAUCUGAAAUGAUUUAAGAUUUUUGUGUCAUAUUGUUAAAUAAAACGUUUCAUCUUGAAACUGUGAAAGAAGUGUGA
Scomber japonicus (chub mackerel) is the source of this 5865-nucleotide messenger RNA. RefSeq names its product mitogen-activated protein kinase kinase kinase 5 (gene map3k5). Gene Ontology annotation, biological process: protein phosphorylation; cellular response to stress; MAPK cascade. The transcript has 30 exons. The record is from RefSeq and is a predicted model, not a curated record. NCBI's taxonomy places the organism in Eukaryota, Metazoa, Chordata, Actinopteri, Scombriformes, Scombridae. Bases 548 to 4669 code for a protein of 1373 amino acids. Gene Ontology annotation, molecular function: MAP kinase kinase kinase activity; ATP binding.